CGCGUCGGCGGACGCUUCCUGACCGUGCCAAUUGUCCAUUAAUAUUGUAUUCAUCGGAGCAUAGAACCCGGUAAAAAUACGUCCUAUCUUUGUGUUUUCGUGCGAGACGCCAGGAGAGUGAAAGCAUCCUGUCAUACAUUGUACACUGACCAACCAGCCAGUCGCAACAAGUCUACCCUUUGCGCGGAUGCCUGCGAUCUGCGGGACAUUUAUGCGCUGGACCUCGCGCUCGCGUACGCCGAAUUCAGGCGAGGCCAGAUUACGCUGAUGUUUCAACUUAUUUUUGGAUUGAGAUGAGCUCUCCGCCACCACAGAGCCUUUACAAUGAUCUUUGUGAGGGAGCAGAGGUGGCGUGCGCUCGUCUGUCCCGCACCUGCGGCAUGCUGGCCGACCUGGCCUGCCCCUGCUUCAGACGUAACCACCGCGUGACACCAUCGCCGGUUAAGACUGCCAACCUGGAGUUUGUGGAGGUGGCUCCCCACAAUCGGCUCCGCGUGCUGCACGUGCUGCCAUACCAGCUACCGGCGUCGGACGAGCCGGACCGGCCGGGCAGCGACACGCCGGACGGUGACGUAACCACCAGCGACUUCUGGUUCAACCACUGGCAGGGCCCGCACAUCACGGCCGCCGGCCCUCCGCGCCGCAAGGCCUCCACCAACACGUUCGGCCCGGCGGACGCGGCCGGCCGGGCACGCAAGACGUCCAUGAGCGCCGUCGUGUCGCCGGCCGAGGCGACCGUGCGUCAGCUGCUGGACCAGAUGGUGGACGCGGCGGUGGGCGGCGCCGCGUGCGCGCCGUCGGCCGAGCCGCUGCCGGAAGAGCACGAAGAGGAGGAGGAGGAGGAGGAAGCGGUAGACGGUUUCGCCAACCCGGCGUACGAGCCGAACGCCGACGAUCCGGCCGACGCGGCCGUCCGGCUGCCGGACGCCACGCUGGACGCCACGGAGACGGACGAGGAGGGCGAGGGUGAGGGACCGGGAGCACCACCGCCGCCGCCGCCGUCGCCACCGCCACCACAGCCGCCGCCGCCGCCGCCGGCGGCGCCCAAACACCAGACGGCGGCCGUUGAUAGUAAGACCCCGCUGCUUUUCUUCCUGCACGGCGUUGGGGGAUCGGCUGAGGUCUGGACGUCACAGAUCAAGUACUUCUCCAAACUGGGGUACGAGUGCGUGGCGCCGGACCUGCUCGGACACGGCUUCUCGUCGGCGCCCAGCUCGCCGCGUCACUACAGCUUCCAGUGGAUGCUGGAGCACGUGCGCAGCGUCUUCAAGAAGUACGCCACGAGCCGGCGCCGUGUGGUGGUCAUCGGACACUCCUACGGCUCGUCGUUCGCGUCAGUGCUGGCACGGGAGUAUCUGAACGUGGUGCUGCUGGUGCUGGUGUCGAGCGGCGGCCCGACGCCACUGGCCGCGCCCACCGACGUCUUCUCGCUGCCCAUCUGUCUGCUCACCUGUCUCAAGCCGCUGCUCAUCUGCGGCUUCAAAACUCGGGAGAUGUUCUACACGCCGCGUGGCAAGCUGAUCGAGGUGGAGAAGGGGUUCGACGUGCCUUCGUACGUGCUGAGCCACACCAUGCGCGGCCAGGUGUGGCCGGAGGGGGACCUCAGCUACCACAAACAGAUCACGCUGCCCACGCUGCUCGUCCAUGGCAUGAAAGACAAGUUCGUCUCGCUGGUGGAGAUGUGCGACAUGGAAAAGGCCAUCCCACGAGCAUUUCUAGAGACCAUUCCGAACGCCGGCCACAUGGUCAUGCUGGAGGCGCCUGACGAGACCAACCGCGUGAUCGGCCAGUUCCUGCGCCGGUGGCUCCAUCAAACGCAGCGCCCGGCAACCUAGAGUCGGAAUUUUUGUACGCAGGUGGCGUAGCUGCGGGGUCUUCUGGCCCUGGCUGUUGAAUGGCAUGGGCUUCCAAACAAAAAACCUCUUGUUGUUUACGCCUACAACGACCGACUGACUGUGAUCUAUUUGACUUGGUCAUUCCACUGUUUCGUCACGCGGCGGGACUGCUACUACCGCCUUUUGAGCGUCGCCCCACGCAUGAACGCUGUGAUCGCCGGUCAACUGUUGUUGGUGGCCUUGUUGAGACGUGCGUUAUUCGAUCUAGGAUAGGUUUGUUGAAGUGAUCUGAACGGAUCGAUCUGGUUAUGCGUGCCUUGAUGUACGGAGCGUAAUUUUACACUCAGUGUGACACAAUUUUCACCCGUUGUUUUGGUGUAAUGUAGCGUCCUUCUCGAAAUACUGAGACCGGUUGUCGUGGUUAACCACGUAUUAUUUUUGUGUGGUCUGGUCUGGUUUUAUAUAUGUAUACCAUUUUUUAAGAAAUUGUUCCCAUUCAUACCCUGCGUGCGUCAUUCUAACUCUUGUUCUCUUCAUCAGCAUUGUCUGUCAACUCGCAUGUACCAUAGCGGUGCGAUGCGAGUCACUUCUGCACGUCGGUGUCAAGUUCAUCUCCUGUUCAUUUCAUUAUCGCACUGCGUUUUUCAUCAACAGUUCAACAGUUCACUGACUGUGCCUUAAAUCGGCACAACGUUGUUCACUGCCCCGGCUGGGUCUCCCCGCGUCAAA
Molecule: messenger RNA, 2564 nt
Organism: Pollicipes pollicipes
Lineage: Eukaryota; Metazoa; Arthropoda; Thecostraca; Pollicipedomorpha; Pollicipedidae
Product: protein ABHD8
Exons: 10
Coding region: 294-1835 (513 amino acids)
Biological process (GO): acylglycerol catabolic process
Cellular component (GO): membrane
Molecular function (GO): monoacylglycerol lipase activity
Source: RefSeq, a predicted model, not a curated record